AUCGGAUUCUGGAACACCACCAAAACGAAACCAGCUAUAAAAAAUGAUAUAAAUAUUUCCCAAGGAAAAUCCGCGGUUGCUCUCCUACUAGGGCAACGUGGGUUUGCCGCCAUAUCCUCCACCGGAAUCUUCAAAGAAUCACAGCUCAAUCCCGGUAGCCGGCCAUGUCCAGGGCUCGUGUCUACGCCGAUGUCAACGUUCAGCGUCCCAGAGAUUACUGGGAUUACGAAUCCCUCGUCCUUCAAUGGGGCGAGCAAGACGAAUACGAGGUUGUUCAGAAGGUUGGGAGAGGAAAAUACAGUGAGGUGUUUGAGGGUAUAAAUGUAACCAACAAUGAGAAAUGCGUGAUCAAGAUCCUUAAACCAGUCAAGAAAAAGAAGAUUAAAAGGGAGAUAAAGAUAUUACAGAAUCUUUGUGGUGGUCCAAAUAUUGUGAAGCUACUUACUAUUGUCAGGGAUGAGCUCUCAAAAACUCCCAGUUUGAUCUUUGAACAUGUUAACAGUACGGAUUUCAAAACACUGUACCCCACACUGACGGAUUACGACAUUCGCUACUAUAUAUAUGAACUUCUCAAGGCAUUGGAUUACUGUCAUUCACAGGGCAUAAUGCAUCGAGAUGUAAAGCCUCACAAUGUUAUGAUUGAUCAUGAGUUGCGGAAACUUCGCCUGAUUGAUUGGGGUCUUGCUGAAUUCUAUCAUCCUGGCAAAGAAUACAAUGUCCGAGUAGCUUCAAGGCACUAUAAAGGGCCUGAGCUCCUUGUUGAUUUGCAAGACUAUGACUAUUCAUUAGACAUGUGGAGUCUUGGCUGCAUGUUUGCAGGAAUGAUAUUUCGCAAGGAACAAUUCUUUUAUGGUCAUGAUAACCAGGACCAGCUUGUGAAAAUCGCUAAGGUUCUUGGAACAGACGAAUUACAUGCAUACUUGGCUAAAUAUCAUCUUGUGCUUGAACCUCAGCUCGAGGCUCUUGUUGGAAGUCACAGCAAGAAACCAUGGCAAAGAUUUAUUACUCCAGACAAUCGACAUCUUGUUUCUUCAGAGGCCAUCGAUUUUCUAGACAAGCUUCUUCGAUAUGAUCAUCAGGAAAGGCUUACAGCAAAAGAAGCGAUGGCUCAUCCAUACUUUUCAGAAGUGAGAAGCGCAGAAAAUAGCCAGAUGCGGUAACACCGUCCAAAACUAUGGAGAAUCUUUGUAAGCCAGGAAGUGCAGGUGGCUGCUGUUACAUCAUACUGAUUACAUAGCUUAGAUUCAUCGCACCUAGAUUUUCCUUUUUGUUUUAUCUUUUCACUCAUUGUAUUCUUACUUGUUCCGAGUGUGUACAGUGAUAUCAAUCACUCCUUCAAUUCUUUGAAUGAUUUUUGGGUUUGGAUCCAUACAUUGUAUAAGCUAUAGCUUUACGACUUGAACCCCUGGAAUCUCUGUUUACAAUUUAUAGGUAAAUGUGUUGGAAUUUACCCAGAAAGCAUUGUUAUCAGCAUUUGAUUGUUUCAAACAUCCAUUUACU
This is a messenger RNA of Argentina anserina (silverweed cinquefoil), 1500 nucleotides long. RefSeq names its product casein kinase II subunit alpha-2-like. The record is from RefSeq and is a predicted model, not a curated record. NCBI's taxonomy places the organism in Eukaryota, Viridiplantae, Streptophyta, Magnoliopsida, Rosales, Rosaceae. Gene Ontology annotation, molecular function: ATP binding; protein serine/threonine kinase activity. The transcript has 10 exons. Bases 165 to 1160 code for a protein of 331 amino acids. Gene Ontology annotation, cellular component: cytosol; nucleus; protein kinase CK2 complex. Gene Ontology annotation, biological process: regulation of cell cycle; peptidyl-threonine phosphorylation; peptidyl-serine phosphorylation.